Tilletiaria anomala UBC 951 is the source of this 501-nucleotide messenger RNA. Its product is annotated as thioredoxin-domain-containing protein. Lineage: Eukaryota; Fungi; Basidiomycota; Exobasidiomycetes; Georgefischeriales; Tilletiariaceae. The annotation marks the transcript as partial. The record is from RefSeq and is a predicted model, not a curated record. Gene Ontology annotation, molecular function: protein-disulfide reductase activity; protein disulfide isomerase activity. The transcript has a single exon. Gene Ontology annotation, biological process: response to endoplasmic reticulum stress. Gene Ontology annotation, cellular component: endoplasmic reticulum lumen.
AUGUUCAAUCCCAAAGGUGCCGUCGUGCAGCUCAACUCGUCCAAUUUCAAGAAAGAAGUUCUGGACAUUGAAAAACCAACGCUCGUUGCGUUCACCGCGCCAUGGUGCGGUCACUGCAAGCGGCUUGCCCCUGAGUAUGAACGAGCGGCAGAAUCGCUGUCGGGCGUCGUUAAGUUUGCCAAUAUUGAUUGCGAUGAAGAGCGAAAUAAACCGACGUGUGGAAAGUAUGGCAUUCAAGGAUUCCCGACCAUUAAAAUGUUCCCGCCUACCAAAAAGCGCAUUCCAAAGGACUACCGUGGAGAACGCACGGCAAAAGCCCUCGCCGAUUAUUCAGCCGGAGAGCUACCCCUCGCUGGUGUCAAGAAGCUUGAGGCAUCGAACAUUCAAGAUUUUGCAGAAAAAGAUCCGUCUCGUGUCAAAGUGCUUCUUUUCACCAAUAAACCUGCUUCCUCUGCGCUGUACAAGUCUCUCGCACUGGAUUUCCGGCGAUCCAUGUCAUUC